Podarcis raffonei (Aeolian wall lizard) is the source of this 3393-nucleotide messenger RNA. RefSeq names its product arylsulfatase B (gene ARSB). Bases 71 to 1642 code for a protein of 523 amino acids. The record is from RefSeq and is a predicted model, not a curated record. Lineage: Eukaryota; Metazoa; Chordata; Lepidosauria; Squamata; Lacertidae. The transcript is spliced from 8 exons.
GGCAGACUUGCAGGUCCCUGUGCCCUUCCUGCCCUGCUAGUUCCUGCUGGGGCUGGCGGAGGACUUAGGGAUGCUCCAGCAGUGGGUGUUCGGGCGCUGCUCGCCCCCGGGGCUGCUGCUGCUGCUGUGCUUGGCGCGCACGUGCCCCAGCGCUGCGCCUCGGCGGCCCGUCAACUUGGUCUUUGUGUUGGCCGACGACCUGGGCUGGGGGGACGUCAGCUGGCACGGCUCCGAAAUCCGCACCCCGACCCUGGACGCGCUGGGGGCGGGCGGCGUGCGCCUGGAGAGCUACUACACGCAGCCGCUGUGCACCCCGUCGCGCAGCCAGCUGCUCACCGGCAGGUACCAGAUCCAUACAGGUUUACAGCAUGAAAUAAUUUGGCCGUGUCAGCCCAGCUGUGUCCCACUGCAUGAAAAACUCCUGCCUGAGCUACUUAAAGAGGCAGGAUAUGUUACCCACAUGGUGGGGAAAUGGCAUUUAGGAAUGUACAGAAAAGAAUGCCUUCCAACCCGCAGAGGAUUUGAUACUUACUUUGGUUACCUUCUUGGAAGUGAAGAUUACUAUUCUCACGAGCGCUGUGUGGCCAUCGAAGCGAAGAACGUAACUCGGUGUGCUCUUGAUUUUCGAGAGGGAGAAGAAGUUGCAGAUGGAUUUAAAGACAUGUACUCUACUAAUGUGUUUACAGAAAGAGCAGUAGAUCUUAUAGCUAAUCACCAGACUGAGAAGCCUCUCUUUCUCUACCUCGCUCUGCAAUCAGUCCACGAGCCUCUUCAAGUACCUGAGAAAUAUAUAGAGCCAUAUUCUUUUAUCAAAGACAAAAAGAGACGCAAAUAUGCAGGAAUGGUGUCUAUUAUGGAUGAAGCUGUGGGAAAUGUCACUGCAGCCCUGAAGAAGUACGGCCUUUGGAACAACACGGUUCUAAUAUUUUCUACAGAUAAUGGGGGCCAAACGUUGGCAGGUGGAAACAACUGGCCAUUAAGAGGAAGAAAAUGGACACUGUGGGAAGGCGGAGUGAGAGGAGUGGGAUUUGUUGCAAGUCCUUUACUGAAACGGAAGGGAGUGGAAAGUCAUGACCUUAUCCACAUUUCUGAUUGGCUGCCAACCCUGGUGAAGCUCGCUGGAGGGUCUACGAAUGGCACAAAGCGUCUAGAUGGUUUUGAUGUCUGGAGAACAAUCAGUGAAGGCGAACCUUCCCCCAGAACGGAGCUGCUUCAUAACAUAGACCCGAUUUUUGUGGAUCUGUCUCCAUGUGCAGGUAUCAGCAACAGAACUUCAUCGCAGAGUAAUUAUUUUUCCUGGGAAGAUUCAAUUUUCAAUACCUCCAUACAUGCUGCAAUUCGACAUGGAAAAUGGAAACUACUAACAGGCUAUCCAGGUUGCUCCCACUGGUUUCCACCGCCAUCUUUAUUUAAUGAGUCAGAGGCUCUGUCUUCAGACCCUCCAACCAAGAAACUUUGGCUCUAUGAUAUUGUUAAUGAUCCCGAGGAACGAAGUGACUUGUCAGAACAAUAUCCUGACAUUGUGAGAAAGCUCCUUUUGCGUCUCCGGCACUAUAACGAUAACUCUGUUCCCGUGUUCUACCCAAAAAAUGACCCUCAUUGUGACCCAGGAACCAAGAAAGCCUGGGGGCCUUGGAUGUAGGAAACUGCUCAGCAGCCUGAGAAAGGUAUGUCAAGGGUAGUCAUAGAGCUGAUUCCCGCGUUAUAUUUGUGUGCAUAAAAAUGUGUGCAUCCUUGUGUACACCAAGGCAAAGUGUACAAAAAUGUUCCAUGGGAAUCAGCCCAUAGACUCAGGGACACAGACACUUCUGACUCGUUUAUUUUACCUCUUCAGCUUUCACUUCAGUCCAUUAGAUCCAUUUCUUCAUACUCAAAAGCUGUUUGAAGGAUCCAGUUUCACCAUCGGUUGUGCUUGAAGUUCUAUAGAAUCAUAAAUCUGCCAUUUGGAUGUUGGUGGGUUUUUUGCCGUCCAUGACAUGUCUCUGAAGCAGAGGGUAAAAUGAUGCCGCCUUCCCAAAGUUCCUGGCCAGCUGGGAAACAUUAUUUCAGUUGGAAAGCUCUGAGUCAUGCGGGGGGGGGCAGGGCCUUCUAAAUUCUUUCGCAUCUGAAGUCAAAGGCUUGAUUUCAUACUUGUCGGGAGCCAGCUUUUAUCGGAGGCUGACAGAGUUGUAAAGGAAAGGAGAAAGAAGCCAAUUGUAGAGUUCCUUUUCUCUCUCUCCACCUUUACCUCACGAGUCACUCUAACGGGAGCAUCCUGGAGUCUCCAUGAAAAGAACCUCUUAGCAGCUACACACCAAGGUCCUAGCGAUAGCCAAACAUCUCAGCUCUACACCCAAAGUAUCUUAUUUCCACAAUAUGAAUAUUGUGAUCAAUAUGAAUACCGUGUCCACAGUGGUGGACAGGAUGGUGGCGUGGAGAUGUAUACCUGACCUCCCAGCAGGUACGUUGCUGCUGCUUACGUGGAGGGAGAAGGGCAAGAUAUUGUGGAGGGUGGCACUGUGCAUAUGACACUGGCAGGAGCACUGGAUUGACUCUGCUGGCACCUUUGAGAGCCAGUGUGGUGUAGUGGUUAAGAGCGGUAGACUCGUAAUCUGGUGAACCGGGUUCGCGUCUCCGCUCCUCCACAUGCAGCUGCUGGGUGACCUUGGGCUAGUCAUACUUCUUUGAAGUCUCUCAGCCCCACUCACCUCACAGAGUGUUUGUUGUGGGGGAGGAAGGGAAAGGAGAUUGUUAGCUGCUUUGAGACUCCUUCGGGUAGUGAUAAAGCAGGAUAUCAAAUCCAAACUCCUCCUCCUCCUCUUCUUCUUCUUUGCACUGCACCAACCUUGCCGCCACUGUGAACCUUCCAGUAAGCAUCAGGAGGUGAGGUAGCUGCCUCCACCCCACCAUUCCAUCUGCUACCGCCCUAUUAUACAUAUUUACUCAGAACUCUUUGGACUUCUUUUUUUUUACACAAAGUCCCCUCACCAAAGGCUCCUGAUUAAACUUAGUAGUUAUGGGAUGAGAGGAAAGGUUCUCUUAUGGCUCAGUAACCAAAUAGCAGAAAACUGGGAGCAAUAAUAUAUGGACAAUUCUCACAAUGGAAGUGGGGUUCCUCAAAGAUCUGUGACGAUACCAGUGUUUUUAAUAUGUCUGUAAAUUAUGUGGAGUUAGGUGUGAGCAGAGAGGUAGCCAAGUUUGCUGAUGACACUGUUUUGUUGAGGCUAGUAAAACCAAAAAGGGACUGUGAAGACUUUUGGUAUGAACUCCACAAAGUGGGUGAAAACGUAAUAGCGGUUUAUAGAAUUCUGCACGAGGUGGAAAAAGUAGGGGGAAAUGUUUUGGGAGUAUCUUAAUCUGUGUCACGUGUUCUUUUUAAAUAAAGGGAUGGUCAAAUGCCAUCACAGGAUGAUG